AUGGGGCUUCCUUUUCUCUUCCGACAUCUGUACGAAACCCCAUCUACCAACCGUACGGCCGCCGGUGCAGAGCAGAGCAGAGGGAAUCCAGCGGACGCCCAAGCACGAGCUGCGGCUGCUCUGCGCCGGCCAGUGGUUGCGAUAUCUGUGCUGGUAUUGGCCUCUCGGUCUCGGAGUCGAGUCCGGCAUUUCACGAGGAAAAUUCCACACCGAAACCACCUGGCAGAUCAGACGAAUUCACCUCCAAACCUUGGCGUAGCAAUGGGAUACCUGCUCAUCGUAUUCGGUAUCCUGAUCUUGGUCGGUUUCCUCUUCGCUGCCGUCCUCUCCGGGUCUGACGACAACGGGCCCUUCUCCGCCAUCCAAAAUGACAGGUAUUACGGCCUUCUUUUACCCCUGACGCUUCCUGUGAUAGUUGUGGCCGUGUAUCUGCACUGGCUAAGCAUGAAGAUGUUCAAGCAUGCCUAGGAUUGGUGUGCGGUUUGUUAACCAAAUUCACGAUAAGUUGGUGAGUGGCAUUUAUGGCCUUUCGAAAAAGAUGAGUGCCGUUAUGAGUUACUAUGUUGGAAUCAUGAGUUCACCCUGUCUUCUAGUUGUCGACAAACUAGUGCGUUGCUCACAUUACAAACACCGACCCCCUCUUUCUGUUUCUGUUUGCUUGGGUUGCCAAAAUUUAAAUUUUUCAU
Messenger RNA from Oryza brachyantha (malo sina), 686 nucleotides. RefSeq lists its product as uncharacterized. The transcript has 4 exons. Bases 1 to 468 code for a protein of 155 amino acids. The record is from RefSeq and is a predicted model, not a curated record. NCBI's taxonomy places the organism in Eukaryota, Viridiplantae, Streptophyta, Magnoliopsida, Poales, Poaceae.